Messenger RNA from Heteronotia binoei (common prickly gecko), 1892 nucleotides. RefSeq names its product RAS like family 10 member A (gene RASL10A). The transcript is spliced from 3 exons. Bases 97 to 708 code for a protein of 203 amino acids. NCBI's taxonomy places the organism in Eukaryota, Metazoa, Chordata, Lepidosauria, Squamata, Gekkonidae. Gene Ontology annotation, molecular function: GTPase activity; GTP binding. The record is from RefSeq and is a predicted model, not a curated record.
UGUUUCCAUGAUGUAACUGAUCUCCUUCCCUCUCCACCCCUUCCCUUGGUGGAGGGGAAGCGCCCGGGGAGCUGUCCGCGGUCCUGCAAGCGUACCAUGGUGGAGACCUUAACGGUGGCUGUCCUGGGGGCCCCGAAAGUGGGCAAAACGGCCAUCAUCCACCAGUUCCUCUACCACGACUUUACAGAGAUAUACAGCCCGACGGAAUGCCGCUACACCUACAGGCCCUCGGUCAUUUUCAACGGGAACAUGUAUGACAUGAAGGUCAUGGAUGUGCCCUAUUUAACAGCCUUCCCUGUAAACAGUGCUCAGGAAUGGUCAGACCUCAAGAGCCGAGGGCUGAGGAACACAGAUGCCUACGUGCUGGUGUAUGACAUCUGCAAUCCCGAAAGCUUUGAAUAUGUGAAAAUGAUCCGGCAGCAGAUACAAGAAAACAGGACAAGCAGUGCCAACGAAGCACCCAUCAUUGUGGUGGGGAACAAGCGGGACCAGCAAAGGCAGCGCUUCAUGUCCCGACGGGCCCUUUCAGUGCUUGUGAAGAAAAGCUGGAAGUGCGGCUACAUGGAGUGCUCAGCCAAAUACAACUGGCACAUCACUCUUCUCUUUAAGGAGCUGCUAUGCAGCGCUUUGGCCCGGGGCUGCAAGAACAACCACUCCACCAUGCGCCUGCAGGGGGCGCUGCACAGAAACAGGUGCAGCGUUAUGUGAAAAGACACAUUUCUUCUUCCGGUGGCAAGCGGGUCAUGUGCUCUUCUGGGGGCUUCUGAGUAGGGGGUUCUGGAUUUGGGGGUCAAAUCCAGGUGGUCCAUUGUGGUCGCAGUAGCCGCGUGGAAGGGCUGUGGAGUCACCACUGGCCAAGAAAGCAACCUUAUUAGGAGACUAGGCUUUGGUAGCUGCUUCCUGUAGAGGACUUACGGUGUCCUUAAGGGUGGUAGAAUGGGAGGCAGAUGGUUCUGCAGCACAGGCCACUGAAAUAACAGGGGCUGGCCCAAAGUAUGGUAAUGUAUUUCAAUAGGGUUUGUGCCAGAGAAACUCCCAGUGUGCAUAAGCAGAGAGGAUAGGUGGAGAAUUAUAUUUGGGUUUUUUAUGUUGAGUGUCACAAUAUUUCAGGAUGACUGCUCUGCAAUGGAACCCCAAGAGUCAUGGUUAGAUAAGCAGAGAGCUCCUUAAAGUGGCCCAACUUAGUCUGAGGGGCCAUCUAGUCCAGUAAAUCUUUUUUGCACGGUGAGACUCCCUCCCCAGAAGAUCACAAGCAAGGCAUGAAGUCAUGACCCAAUCCCCUAGCUUCCAGGGGGCAGACUUCUCCUGAACAUGGAGGCACUAUUGAGCCACCUGUGGCUGAGAAAAUGAACUUGGAAGAACCAAAGGCCCAUCCCAUCCGGAAUCCUGUUUCCAGCAACAUCUGGCAAGCUGCCACCUGGAAUCCUUCAAGCAGAGGAGAAACUCAUGACCUCUGCUCACUUUGGCAUGUGGAUUUCUAAAUCAAAAGGACCCUCCAGCAUUUGAGGCAGUGCAGCUCCAACUGCUGGCAGAGGGCAAAUGGCAUAUGACUGUUAGAUCAUUCAGCUGGCCUCUUUUGGAAACAUUGGUCUGAUCAAGGAAAGCAAGUCUUGGGAUGUUUCUGCCUUUUUGCUCAAGGGCAGGGCUAGCCCGAACUAUUUUGCUGCUUGCAGGGGCCAAACCAACCCCUCAUUUCCCAUCCUGAGACACUCAAGCACAGUCAGGGCCAGGUGCUGCUGGGGUUGGCCAUUCCAGUAAGCAAGACAAGACAAGAGCCCCUUGCAGUUUUCCUAUCCCUGACUGACCAAAAGCUCCAGCUAGCCACACACAGAGUUAUCUGGCUCUUUGCAUGUUGCCACUCAUCCCUUGAAUGCACGGGUCUGAAUGAAGCA